GUCCACCCAGUCCACGUGUUCCUUCCAAGAAGCUGUUCCAGUGGGAGCAUGGCGGGGGCGCUGCGGGCUGAGCUGGACACUUACCUGCAGGAGCUGGGAAUCCAGCCAGUGUGUGUGGAGCACCCUGAGGUGUUUACAGUGGAAGAGAUGAUGCCUCAUGUAGAGCACUUGCAAGGGGCACACAGUAAAAAUCUCUUUCUCAAAGACAAGAAAAAGAAAGGGUUCUGGUUGGUGACAGUUUUACAUGACCGACAAGUAAAUCUCAACGACCUUGCCAAGAAGUUGAAUGUUGGCAGUGGAAAUCUUCGCUUUGCCGAUGAAACAGCUAUGCUGGAGAAGCUUAAAGUAGGCCAGGGAUGUGCCACACCGCUAGCCCUGUUUUGUGACAAAGGAGAUGUGAAGUUCGUACUAGAUGCUUCAUUUCUUGAAGGUGGUCAUGAGAGGCUUUACUUCCACCCAAUGACCAAUUCUGCCACCAUGGGUCUGACUCCGGAGGAAUUCAUGAGUUUUCUGAAAAAAACUGGACAUGAACCUAUACUGAUACAGUUUGAUACAUAAAAAAA
Molecule: messenger RNA, 563 nt
Organism: Pelobates fuscus (common spadefoot toad)
Lineage: Eukaryota; Metazoa; Chordata; Amphibia; Anura; Pelobatidae
Product: prolyl-tRNA synthetase associated domain-containing protein 1-like
Exons: 2
Coding region: 49-558 (169 amino acids)
Molecular function (GO): aminoacyl-tRNA deacylase activity
Source: RefSeq, a predicted model, not a curated record